AUGAGUGUUUGUGAUUAUUUUGUGCUAUUAAUGUUGUUUUCUGGAGGAAUUUUGGCGGCGAGUGAUCAAGGUAGCCCUUCUGGCGGGCGUGAUAGGCCCUUAUCUUUUUCCUACCACUCGCCUCCCUACGGUGGUGAACCUUUCUAACCUAUAAUUUUACCUCUCCACUUCACAGCACGCGUGCUACAGUGCUACUGCGAAGGUCACUGUCCGGGAAAUGUGCAGAAUGGAACGUGCGAGACGCGACCCGGCGGUUCCUGCUUCGUCUCGGUCGAAGAGGUGAUGGACGAGGAAACGAAACAGUUUGUGCCGGAAUGGAGCCACGGCUGUAUGUCCCCGGAACAGGGCGGUGGAUUGCUACAGUGCAAAGUAGGAACGAUCUCACCGCAGAUCCACGGCAAAAGCAUCGUAUGCUGCGACAACGAGGACCUCUGUAACCGUGAUCUACCGCUCGAGUAUAGCCCGCGUACGACCACCACACCGGAACCACCGCUAGUGAACACGAACAGUGUGCCACUGCUUGCGCUCAUCACCUCCGUUAUCCUGUGCCUAGCGGGACUGAUCGUGGUCCUUGGAGCCAUCUACUGCGUGUACCGAAGGCGUGAGAAGCGAAAGCCUGCCUACCUGAUGAACUCGCUGUACAACACGGGCAACGGUCACAUGCCGAUCGCGGAUUUGGUGGAGCAAACGAGUGGCAGUGGGUCUGGGUUGCCGCUGCUCGUCCAGCGAACCAUUGCCAAGCAGAUCCAGAUGGUGCACUCGGUCGGCAAGGGCCGGUACGGUGAGGUGUGGCUGGCCAAGUGGCGUGACGAGAAGGUGGCCGUGAAGAUCUUCUUCACCACCGAGGAAGCGUCCUGGUUCCGGGAAACGGAGAUCUAUCAGACGGUGCUGAUGCGUAACGAGAACAUCCUUGGAUUUAUUGCCGCUGACAUCAAGGGCACGGGCUCGUGGACGCAAAUGUUGCUGAUCACCGACUACCACGAGCUGGGUUCGCUGCACGACUACCUCCAGAAGCGAGUCCUUAACCCGCACAUGCUGAAAACACUCGCACUUUCGCUGUCCUCCGGUGUGGCACAUCUGCACACGGAGAUCUUCGGUACACCUGGCAAGCCCUCGAUCGCGCACCGAGACAUCAAGAGCAAGAACAUCCUGGUCAAGCGAAACGGACAGUGUGCGAUCGCGGAUUUCGGCCUCGCGGUUAAGUACACGAGCGAAUCGGACGAGAUUCAGAUUGCGCCAAAUACGCGUGUCGGAACACGCCGCUAUAUGGCACCCGAGGUGCUGAGCGAAACGCUCGAUCACAAGGUGUUCGAAGGCUUCAAGAUGGCCGACAUGUACUCGGUGGGGCUGGUGUUCUGGGAAAUGGCACGUCGCUGCAUCACGACGGUGCGAGGUGCAAAGAAUACGACCACCUGCGAGGACUACGCUCUACCGUACCAGGACGUGGUGCCAUCCGAUCCCAGCUUCGAGGACAUGUACGCAGUGGUGUGCGUGAAAGGCGUGCGACCACCGAUCCCCCAGCGAUGGCAGGACGAGGACAUCCUCGUAGUAUUAUCGAAGAUCAUGCAGGAAUGUUGGCACCCGAGCCCGGCCGUACGGUUAACUGCGCUGCGAGUCAAGAAGACGCUCGUGAAGCUCGAAACGGACUGUACGAUUAAGAUAGUGUAAGCGCUGCGAGAUUCGCAGAGUUCGCGAAGAGUUUUAUUUAUUUAUCGCGCCGUCACACCACACCGGUUGGGGGAGGGGAGAGAAUAGAAAGCUCUGCUCGUGGAAAAGAACCGGCAACAGGAGAAGAUCCAUUUGUAAAUACGUUCAUGCCACCACUGGUCAACCCUUCGUCGACCUUCGAAUCAUCUGCUCCUGUCGUCCAU
Messenger RNA from Anopheles nili, 1871 nucleotides. It is a transcript of the gene tkv, whose product is annotated as bone morphogenetic protein receptor type-1B. Gene Ontology annotation, cellular component: signaling receptor complex; plasma membrane. Gene Ontology annotation, biological process: cellular response to growth factor stimulus; BMP signaling pathway; protein phosphorylation. The record is from RefSeq and is a predicted model, not a curated record. Gene Ontology annotation, molecular function: ATP binding; transforming growth factor beta receptor activity, type I; SMAD binding. NCBI's taxonomy places the organism in Eukaryota, Metazoa, Arthropoda, Insecta, Diptera, Culicidae. The transcript has 5 exons.